GUUUUAUGUCUGCGUCACAACAAGUCGGUUGAGAGAGAGAAAGAGAGAGAGGGAGAGAGAGAGGCAGAGAUGAUGGCGUCUCUGGCGCGUUGAUUCUCAUGCCUCUCUGACAGACACGUUUAAUAACAUCAAUAGAGAAACGGAGAAGAAAGGGAUGAGAACAUGACGAAACGGCGUCGCAGAAGACAGACAGCGCGAGAGACGGACAGACAAACGCGUUCACGCUGACGACUUGACUGACACAACCGUUUUGGUACCGACACAUACGUACACCGCCACUCUUGCCCACACGUACAUAUAUUCUAGACAGUAAUUGAGGCGCGGAAAACACCGGAGAUCAGACGUUUCAUGUCAAGCUCGCGCAGCAAUCUCUGUGACCCCAGCAGAGCAGAGUACGACUUUACAGCCUCUCUAAGUCUGUCUCCCACUGUGCUCAGGAUGGGGGUAGUCAGCGAAGGAGAGGAUGUUUUAGCACGGUGGAGUGAUGGACUCUUAUAUUUAGGCAAUGUCAAAAGAGUAGACGUUGUCAAGCAGUGUUGUUUGGUCAGAUUUGAGGAUAAUUCUGAGUUUUGGGUCCUCAGGAAAGACAUUCAUUCAUUCUCAGCCAGUGGGGAGGAGGUUUGUUGUGUCUGUGAUGGUCCUCCUCUUAAAGAGCCCCUAAUAAAUUGUCUGAAAUGUCGCCAUGGUUAUCAUCCACAGUGCCACACUCCUGUCAUCGAACCUGAGGUCGAAAGCAACUCUUGGGUCUGUCGCCAGUGCGUCUUUGCCGUUGCAACCAAGAGAGGAGGAGCCUUAAAACGUGGGCGUUUUGCCCGACUCAUGCAGUUAAUGAAAGUGAGGCUGCCCUAUCAACUGUCGUCUUUGGACUGGGACCCCCAGCAUCUGACCAAUCAGCAACAGUGUUAUUGCUACUGCGCUGGACCAGGAGAGUGGAACCUGAAGAUGCUCCAGUGCAGUAGUUGUGGUCAAUGGUUUCAUGAAGCUUGCACCCAGUGCCUGACCAAACCUUUGCUCUACGGAGACAGGUUUUACGAGUUCCACUGUUCAGUUUGUACAAAUGGCCCAGAGACCAUUCAGAGACUCCCUAUGACCUGGGUAGAUUUGGCCCAUUUGGUGCUGUAUCAUCUCUCCCUGUGCUGCAAGAGAAAAUACUUUGAUUUUGAUCAUGAAAUAAUGGCCUUCACGAAUGAGAACUGGGAGUCGUUGCUUUUGGGCACGUUGUCAGAUACACCCAAGCAGGAUCGCUGCCACAAUCUGCUCAAUGCUUUAAAUUCCCACAAAGACAGGUUUGUCUCAGGCAAGGAGAUCAAGAAGAAGAAGUGUCUUUUUGGCCUUCAAGUCCGAGCCCCUCCCCCACUGUCAUCAGACCCCUCCCCUCUCACUGCUGACCAGCCUGUCAGCAUCACACACCGCAGAAGCCCCCUGUCACUGCCGUGCCAGAGACGAGCCGCAGGGACCGAGUCACGCAAAUCGAAACGACGCCUUGUGGAGACACAGCCCUGUCCACCAGGAGUUCCUGCUAACCAGAUUGAUAUGGUGCCAUGUUGCCAUGGUUACGUAGGUGGGGCAAACAUCUACGACUCCCGAAAAUCUGAGGAGGAAUUGGGUUUAGGGUCACCCCCUAAGAGAAUGUUUGCCCUGUAUCACCCAACAUACAACGGAUCUCAGGGUCUGUCUCGAACUUUGCAUCACUACAGUGCGGAGGAUCCCUGUCGACUCCCGGCAUCCUGCCACCCUUUCUCUGUGUCACCCACUCAUCCACCUGGGCCGAGGUUUGAGCAAUGCCCCUCACUGUUCCUGCGCGAUGUUGCCUCCUAUCCCAACGGAGUGGGCAUGGAGGGGCCCGGGACAAGAGGCUGGGGUGGUGGGGAGGCUGUCCGGAUUCUAGCUAGACGUGUCACGCCGGACGGCAAGGUCCAGUAUCUAGUGGAGUGGGGAAAUGUUACAGUUUACUAACAGAGAAAGAGGGAGAGAAGCGUUUGCGUGUAAGUGACAGAAAGAUAGUGGGUCUGAGGGAUAGAGGAAGAGAGAGAGAGAGAGAGAGAGAGAGAGAGAGAGAGAGAGAGAGAGAGAGAGAGAGAGAGAGAGAGAGAAUGAGGAAAUAGAUAAUGCUCAGCCACAGGGAAAGACAAAAAGGAAAGUUGGCUGUUA
Messenger RNA from Electrophorus electricus (electric eel), 2151 nucleotides. NCBI's taxonomy places the organism in Eukaryota, Metazoa, Chordata, Actinopteri, Gymnotiformes, Gymnotidae. The record is from RefSeq and is a predicted model, not a curated record.